Molecule: messenger RNA, 1695 nt
Organism: Zerene cesonia (dogface butterfly)
Lineage: Eukaryota; Metazoa; Arthropoda; Insecta; Lepidoptera; Pieridae
Product: pyruvate kinase-like
Exons: 1
Coding region: 1-1695 (564 amino acids)
Biological process (GO): glycolytic process
Cellular component (GO): cytoplasm
Molecular function (GO): potassium ion binding; pyruvate kinase activity; magnesium ion binding
Source: RefSeq, a predicted model, not a curated record
AUGGCGCUGCCCUGGCACCUACCUUUAGAAGCAUUACCGUCGUUUAGAGAAAAAGAGCGCCCAAUCGAAUCCACCUUACUAAAACAUUAUUGUAAGAUAAAUAUUCAUGAGAGCCCUUGCGAAGAACUGCAAACGGGUCUUAUGUGCGAAAUAGGUAUAAAUAACAAAGAACCUGCCACCAUACAACGCUUGAUUGCUGCUGGAAUGACUGUUGCUCGCUUAAACAUGCGUGACUUAGAGCCUGAUGCUUGUGGACAAAUCAUACAAAGUAUAAGACAAGCUGUAUACAAUUAUAGUGCUGAAUUAGAAUACGUCUAUCCUUUAGCGCUUCUUGUUGAUGUAAGAGGACCAGAAAUUAUUACUGGAGAACUGAAAGGAGGACCGCAAACUACUAUUGAGUUGAAAGAACAAGAAAUGAUUAGAUUAACAAUUGACACCAGUUGGCGAGAGUGCGGUACUGUAGACUGCUUGUUUGUUGGUUAUGAUCAUUUGACCGAUUUACAAAAGGGCGAUUGCAUAUUUAUUGAUAGUUUAACCUCCGGUAAAAUAAAGCUCGUAAUCGAAGAAGUUGGCGAUGACUCAGUUGAAUGCAAAAUCGCUACAAAUGGUAUGGUAGGUGCUAAAAUGGCAGUUCAUAUUUCUAAAGUUCCACAUGAAAUAGAUUUUAAAAAAGGAAACAAAUCUCAGGAAUCCAUUACUUAUAGUGAUUCUUUAGAGCAGCCAUUUGAACAUAUGGAAGAACAAAUUGCUUUUGCCAUAGGAUCUGAUAUCGAUGGUAUUUUAGUACCAAACGCACAAAAUCCGCAGGACAUUCGCGCGGUAAGAGAAAGUUUAUCAGAAAAGGGAAAACAUAUACUUGUUUUUGCAUGUAUUGAGUCUGUUUUAGGUUUUGACAAUGCUGAUAAUUUACUGGCUGAAGCUGAUGGUUUAUAUGUAGAUAGAUGUGUUUUAAGUACAGAUUUACCAGUAGAAAAAAUAUUUAUCGCCCAAAAAUCAAUUUUAGCGAAAUGUAAUUAUGUUGGUAAACCAUGCAUAUUCAAGGCGGUUUUAAACGAACAAAUUCCGACACUAUGCGUAAAUGAUAUCGCAAAUUUAGUAUUAGAUGGAGCUGACGUUCUUGCACUAGAAUUGCAUUAUGACUCUCCGUUAAAGAAAUUAGUACAAAGUUACGAUUCUGUUAAAAUGGCUGAGCAUUGUGUAGCAGCCGCUGCAGUUAUAUGUAGACAUGCGGAGAAUAUUAUUUGGCAUCCUAAAGUAUAUGGAAUAACUGACCUCAUGCAAGUUUCUCUUGAAGAGCCCACAAAAGCAAUAGGUGUCACUGCCGUAGAACUUGCUAUGCGUUCUCGUGCUGUUGUAAUAAUUUGUUUAACAAACUCUGGACGUACCGCAAAAAUUCUUUCUCAUGCUAAACCUACGUGUCCUAUAUUAGCAGUAACAAGAGCAUGUCAUACUGCUCGACAGUUACGAUUUUGGCGAGGUGUUCGAGCCAUGCAUUAUUUUGAAGUAGCUAAGAACACAUGGUGUUCCGAAGUGGAUUCUCGAAUUCACGCUGCUCUUGAUUACUGUAAAGCAAAGAGAUUAUUACGUGCCGGAGAUCCAUAUGUUGUAGUAACAGGAUCAAGACGUGGUGCUGGAUAUUGUGACAAUAUAAAAUUGCUUUAUGCAAGUGCUCGAGAUACUGUAUGCGUGGAAUGA